Messenger RNA from Mitosporidium daphniae, 1986 nucleotides. RefSeq lists its product as uncharacterized. The coding region runs from base 1 to 1986 and encodes 661 amino acids. The record is from RefSeq and is a predicted model, not a curated record. Gene Ontology annotation, cellular component: Rpd3S complex. The transcript has 2 exons. Lineage: Eukaryota; Fungi; Microsporidia. Gene Ontology annotation, biological process: regulation of transcription by RNA polymerase II.
AUGGUUAUUCGACGGCCAACAACAACCACUACGACAGCGAUCCAAGAGGACCGGAAAGUAAAACUAAACCGGAAGUCGGAUCAUAGAGCCGCUAUGGCCUCUACAUUAGCAAUCAACUCGAUAGCCGUUGCGGGCUCCAGUAUACCUACUUCAAGCCACUACCCAGAGCCCUUGCGAUCACCUUUGUCGGCCAAUGAGCCUUCGUUAUUGGCUUUACCAUCCGUUUUUAAUUCUCUGCACUCGAAAUCGGACCUUCUGCACCAUCCAUCAAAAUUGUCCCUUGCGCAAAAACCCAGACGUUCUGCCCGCAUCAAGAAUGGACCAAAAACAACGCCUGUCAAUACAGACGAUUUUUUGGCCUUCCCAACCGUUGAGGUAUCAACCGGAGACAAAAUAGAAGAUCUGGAUACUGAGGACCAAUACAAAUCUGCAGAAAGGCAAAUCAUAGACAAGGUCCAAAUUGAGGAGCAAGUGAAGGUAAAUAUUGAAGCAAAAGCCGAUGAAAAAUUGACUCGCAAGAAAGCUACUUUGAAAUUCCGGAAGAAAAUCAACUUUAGCAAGGGUACAAUGGAUCCGAUUGAUAAAUUGUCCGCUACAAGUCUAGUGACCGAAAUCAAAGCUAUAGACAUCCCCGAUGCUAUUUCCUCGGAGAAAACCGAGGAAAAGGUGAAUAUUCAGAGCAUAAAGCACAUCAUAAAAGCUUGUGAUGCGGAAGAGGGCCUCUGUUUUACGGAUGUUACAAACGGUUUUCCAGACAAGGCUGUGGACCUCCCAAUCACAGGGCGGAGAAGAAUUCUCCAAAACCCUGAAGAAGUACCCAAUGAAGACUUUUGUUGGAACUGUCGAGGUUCUGGAAAGUUCAUCUGUUGCGAGUCAUGUCCCCGCUCUUUUCAUUUCCUUUGCACGAACCCACCAAUGGAGGAAGAGCUCGCUUCCUCUGCCUCUAAAUGGUUUUGUAGACAUUGCAAUGCACAAAAAAAGAUCAAGAAAAAGCAAUAUGCACGCAAGGAAUCGCGAGGUCGCACACCGGCUAGAAAUUUUCUCCAGCUCGUAUCAUCAAUAUUAGAGGGCAAGAAUCCGUGCGCUUUUUCGCUUUCUAAUGAAAUUCUACAUACAUUUUCCAGUGAAGACCUAUAUGGAAUACCCCUGAUCCCGCAAGCCCUCAUCCUUGACUGCAUUUCCGUCGAUUCAAUGCCUCUAAGAAAUCAUUUUAAGGAAAAAGGAUCUCUGAAAAAUGGGGACGAAAAUAAAAACCCUCGCAUGUCGGUAUCAGCAGCGUCUUACAUGUGUCACGGCUGUGGAGGCUCUGCAUUACGGGGGCCUAUGAUUGAGUGUGAUUUUUGUAGCUUCUCCUGGCACCUCGAUUGUCUCAAUCCACCAAUGGCCAUGGUUCCAGCAGCUUCAAAAAAAUGGCUUUGCCCGCUGCAUAUUGCGCACCUUCGGCAAGGAUCUCGGCGGCGGAGGCUUCUCACGGCACCAGUGCCCCGGUUAUACAGUAAUUCGACGCUUCUGGAACAGAUUGAUGAUAUGGACGAGGUCCAAAUUGUGCUAGCCCCGGAUGAUAGCGAUGCUUCGCAUGUUCGAUUCAGAACUCGAGCCAGAGGUGCGUCCACAGAAUUACCACCACCUUCUACUUCCAGAAUCAUCCAGCUCGCAUUAAUGGUCCCAGAGAACUGUAUCAAGCUUGCCUUCAUGGAUGCCGUCAAUGGGGCGCGACGGCUGGAGCGUCUCCUACAGCUUGAAAAUCAAUGGGACUGUAAAUAUCAAUGGAACGAUGGAAACUACAAAUAUCGUUGGGAUGAUAAAAGUUGGGAUACUCAUUUGGAUCAUAGCGACAUCUCUGAUAUUCGGAACCAUCGAGGUGACGAAAAGCUUUUUCCAAGUACACCAAAUCAUCACGCUGGUAGGGACAGUAAUUCAGAUGAGGAGCCUCUUGGUAUUCUUCUUGGAGCCAUUGAGGCCGUAACCGCUCAUGUACAUGAAUAA